GCCGUACCCACUGAUACCAGGCGUCGUUGAAGGACAGUUCAGUACGGGUGCUCGCUAGAGUCAGAAAGCCAGCCAUUUGAUUACAUACAUUUCAACCUUGAACUUCUUAGAGGUUCAAAAUGGUGCUUAGGCGGAUCUUCAACGCAUUGAUAAAUAACGCUCAAGUGGUUGAGAAACUGGCCGAGUCUCGACCCAUCAGACGGGCAGCCCAGAUCACGGCCUUCGCCAUAACUAAAGCACAGAUCGCAGGGAAAGAAGCGUCGACUAAGCUGCUGAGGUCAGAAACCGUCCGCCAGGUACGAGAAGAGUCAUCAAAGAUGCCAAGAGAUGUGCAGGAAUUGGGUCGGAGAGCAACAAGGCUUCGGAACACGUUUGUAAAGGAAGUAAAAGACGGGAUGAGAGACGCCAGCAGACAGAUCAAAGACAAAAAGUGACCGAUAAAGUCAACUUUGACCACGAGCUGCUAUUUGUGAAUUUAUGAACUCCAUUCAGAAUGUUUUUUCUGUCAGCUGCAUCAGCAGAUGAUGUUUUAUUGCCCGACAGACAUGUUUAAAUUAUUACUGUAAACACUGUCAUAUGAAAAAAUAUGGUUUGUGUAAGUGCCAUGUGAUUUGUAUAAUAAAUAGUAUGGGAUUAUAUAAA
Triplophysa dalaica is the source of this 642-nucleotide messenger RNA. RefSeq names its product NCBP2 antisense 2 (head to head) (gene ncbp2as2). The record is from RefSeq and is a predicted model, not a curated record. Bases 120 to 434 code for a protein of 104 amino acids. Lineage: Eukaryota; Metazoa; Chordata; Actinopteri; Cypriniformes; Nemacheilidae. The transcript has 2 exons.